This is a messenger RNA of Paraglomus occultum, 996 nucleotides long. NCBI's taxonomy places the organism in Eukaryota, Fungi, Glomeromycota, Glomeromycetes, Paraglomerales, Paraglomeraceae. The record is from the annotation of a GenBank genome assembly.
AUGGAGCCGUUUAGAUCCAAACUGUAUAUCUCCCGUUCUUUAUUUGCCUCAUCUAAAUCUCGUCAUGACAACAUCAUAUUUGGCCAUCCAUUCAAUCAUCAUGUGGAUCUAUUCCUGCCGACUGUUGUUUCUUCAGAAAACGUAAAUCUAUGGAACACUGGCGAGAUAUUUUAUUAUAAAGUCAAUUUGCCAUUAUCAUAUUUUAUCGACGAAUCAUUUAUUAACAACUAUGUUAACAAAGGUCAGGUCAUUGCAUUAAGCUUGACUGAAGGAAUAGAUAUCUCAGACGUGUUCUCUAUCGACGGGAAUGGUAUAUUGACACUAAAUGUAACAAAAGAUACGUAUGAAUCACUUGGACUUGCGGGAAAGGCGGCCAGAUUUGGAUCUAGAAAUCAAAGAUUUGUUAUUGAGCUCCAAUUAUCGGCCAAGGCAAUGAGUCCAGGAAAGAAAUUUUACGAAAGGAUAAAAUGGUGCUUUGAACACACGCUUGUUGAUUCAUUUCCAUUUGUAAUUAUGUAUAUCAAUGCGACAACUAAUAAGCCAUCCGAAAUGAAGUUUCCGUCUGUAUUCCAAUUUCAGAAAUUCACAGUACAACCUUCAUUACAAUCAACGUCGCAUAUAUUGAUACCAGAUAUUAGUUUGAUAAAGAAUCCAACAAAUGAUUACUGGAAGUACAGAGCGAUCGAAGUGUACGAUUGGAUUGGAAUGGCAUCAUUACAAGCGGAUAGAAUUAACUCUGAUGACAAUGUGGAUUCAUAUGUCUCGCUCUAUAAACCUCCUGAUCCAUAUUAUUCUGGCAACGGUGAUCUGGUAAAGUCGAUGGACAUUCCGUGGGCAGCUUUGACAGUAUGUGGGUUUGCAGAUUCACCUAUCUCAUGGAUUAAACAAGAGCAUGGCUUUUUAAUGAGUGGAGAGAAUAAUUACACUUUUAUUGUCUGGAAUGAUGGUACCUACGUUCUCUAUGAAGCUGUUGGAAGUUGUGAUGGUUACUCUUGA